Octopus sinensis (East Asian common octopus) is the source of this 1603-nucleotide messenger RNA. RefSeq lists its product as uncharacterized. The record is from RefSeq and is a predicted model, not a curated record. Lineage: Eukaryota; Metazoa; Mollusca; Cephalopoda; Octopoda; Octopodidae. The coding region runs from base 660 to 1589 and encodes 309 amino acids. The transcript has 2 exons.
UCUUCCAUGUGACACACUACUGCCAGUAGAAUAUUUUGUAGGCUAUGGGCUGACACUGUAUUUGUUGACUGUCAUUAUCUUUCAAAUAUAUUACAGUGAACCUAGUGAGCGCGGUUUCAAUUUCCAGUUGGAAUUACAUGAUACAUCAUUCUAUUUCACCCCGCUCCACUCAUAAAUGGCUCCCCAGCUAGAAGUAGUGCAUAUCUCCCUCAAAUACCACUCUAACCCUUUCCAUUGUCCACUUAAUUCCCGCGGACACUAAACACACGGUCAUUCACCGGACUCCUUCCAUUGUCCUGUUUAUUCUUAUGUAACCCACGUCCAAAGUUAUUCCAGUCGUGACCAUCCCGUGAUUUUUUGUGAGGUGCGAUGUGAGGGGGUAAGACCAAGUUCAAAUCGAAAUUCUUUGUGCAAUUGACCAAUUUGUCUUCCACACACACAUCAAUUGAAAUAGAAAAAUUCGAUGGAACCCAAAAGCUGUUUGAAACUAAGUGGCCACUCUCACGAAUAAUGGACUAGUCUGUCUAUAAUGUUCUCGUUCUCUAUAUGGCUACCACCACUCAUCGUCAGUAAUGGACUCGUCCUACUACAACCAUUUUAUUCUCUAUCGAACAACUACGAGAAAUUAAAGUCUUCACCAACGAAUUAUUUUCAACUCAAUGAAUUCUUGGUCUGUUAACAUGGACAAUGGAACGACCAUAACUCACCCGCAUCAGUUUGGGUUCUACCGAUGGAACUUUCCAAAUAUGACCUUCCCUGCAAGUUUCCAAAUCCCUGAGCAAACCUCUCAUAACUGCGACCUAAGUCCAACUCAGACAAUGUUACCAAAAUCCUAUUUGGAUUAUCAGAUGAAAUUAAAUGAUUUGUGCCAACAACGGUCAACAAUGGCCUCGACCGCUGUGUCCAGUCCCAUGAAUCGCAAGAUCUUAUUGAAGACUCAAUUAAUGAGAGUCUUAUUGGCAAGACAGAGACCUGGCUACCUGGAAUUUUUGCAAAGAUAUGCAGCAGAACAGGUCAACAGCUUUCAGACAUCAACCAGUGAUUAUCUGGAUCACAUUCGACAGAAUGCCACUGAAGAUUUUCAUCGAAAUGGCAUUGAGGUUUCAGUUAUAGACAAUGAUUUUGGCAGGAACCAUAUGUUCCACCAGGAAAACUCACUAAUAAAUAAUAUUGCAGACAGCGAAAUAAAAUUGGGCAGAGCAAGAAUUAGUAAUAAGAGAAGCUGUAACGCCAUAAGUUAUCAAUUCACAUCGACUUCCUUGAGUAACCAUGAAAAUGUAGAUGAAUCGGUCAAGUCUUGCAGACACACUUGCACCGGUGAGUUCUAUAUUCCCCAAAAUAGUAAAAAGAAUUCAUUUCGACAUUUGAGAUCUCGAAGACCUGUAAAUGGAACGAGGAAAACAGAAAUUAUAAACAAAGAAUCUGAUGUAAUCCGGUCCUUCACUUUCUUACAAAGGAAACGUCCAAGACAUGUGGGACAAUACCAUUCUCCAUCCAAUGAUGACGAGAUUACUGCGUCUAAAAGAGAUCCACUUGAUUCUUGUAGAUCUAACUUGGAAACUGAUUUUUCUGGGCAUUCUUGGGAAUGAAGGAUCAGCGAGAA